GUGAAAGAGUCAAAGAAUUUCUUUUGGGGUACUACUCCCACGGUCUAGUUUUCCUUGACCUUUCUCCGAGAAAUUCUCCACGUUCCUUUACCUUGCUUUUUCUCAAUUGGCGCACCAUGGCCGAAGAAAAACCCCACUGCAAAGUCGUUCUCGCGAACAAUAUCGCCAAGGGUCUUCUCGAGGAGGUCGCCGAGGGGUUGAGAAAGAUCGACAGGAAACCGCUGCUGGUGGGCUUCUUGUCGAGUACGGAUCCAGCGGCCAGGGUCUACGCCGAAUGGACGGGCAAGACGUGCAAUGAAAACGGUUUUGCAUUCGAGCUCCGCGAAGUUGACCGUGAACUCCUCGAGGACGCCAUUAUCGACGCGAAUAAUGACCCCGAGGUUGACGGUAUUAUCGUGUACUAUCCAAUUUUCGGUAAUCGACAGGACCAAUACUUGCAGCAGAUCCUCGAUGUUUCCAAGGAUGUUGAGGGCCUGUCACAUAGGUACAUCUUCAACAUGUACCAGAAUAUCCGAUUCCUAGACUCGCACAACCAGAAGAAGUCGAUUCUGCCGUGUACGCCGCUUGCUGUCAUCAAAAUUCUCGAGUACCUGAGGAUUUACAACACGAUUUUGCCAUACGGAAACAGGCUCCAUGGCAGGACCAUAACGGUGAUCAAUCGAAGUGAGGUUGUAGGAAGACCAUUGGCAGCCCUCCUGGCGAACGAUGGAGCAUGCGUGUACAGCGUUGACAUCAACGAUGUGCAACAAUUCCAUCGCGGCGAGGGACUACGGAAGCGGCGGCACGAAGUCAUUGAGAAGCCCGGUUGGACGCUGGAGAAUUGCUUGCCAUUAAGCGAUGUAGUGAUUAGUGGGGUGCCCGGCGACAAGUACAAGGUGCCGUUGAACUUGCUACGGGAAGGAGCCGUGUGCAUCAACUUCUCCAGCGAGAGAAACUUCAGCUCCGAUAUUAAGGAGAAGGCGUCUAUCUAUGUCCCCGCCAUUGGCAAGGUUACCAUCGUCGUCCUUCUAAGGAAUCUGCUCCGCAUUGUCCAGAACAAGAUCGACGCGACAGUAGAUGCAUCAGGGAAAGGUUCUGAAGAGAAAGCGGCUCAGGUGGCCUCAUAGGAAAAAUCAUUAAAGACAGUCUUAGAGCAUGCGCAUGCGCCAUUUUGAUACCCUUUAUAGAAAGGCGGGAUACGCAAAUAAAAGUACGUUU
This is a messenger RNA of Lindgomyces ingoldianus, 1197 nucleotides long. RefSeq names its product NAD(P)-binding protein. Lineage: Eukaryota; Fungi; Ascomycota; Dothideomycetes; Pleosporales; Lindgomycetaceae. Gene Ontology annotation, biological process: purine nucleobase biosynthetic process. Gene Ontology annotation, cellular component: cytosol. The transcript has 3 exons. The record is from RefSeq and is a predicted model, not a curated record. The coding region runs from base 117 to 1106 and encodes 329 amino acids. Gene Ontology annotation, molecular function: methylenetetrahydrofolate dehydrogenase (NADP+) activity; methylenetetrahydrofolate dehydrogenase (NAD+) activity.